This is a messenger RNA of Pecten maximus, 1284 nucleotides long. Its product is annotated as gamma-soluble NSF attachment protein-like. Gene Ontology annotation, cellular component: vacuolar membrane; SNARE complex. The record is from RefSeq and is a predicted model, not a curated record. The transcript is spliced from 7 exons. Gene Ontology annotation, molecular function: syntaxin binding; soluble NSF attachment protein activity. Bases 122 to 655 code for a protein of 177 amino acids. Gene Ontology annotation, biological process: intracellular protein transport. Lineage: Eukaryota; Metazoa; Mollusca; Bivalvia; Pectinida; Pectinidae.
CGUGUUUCGCCUUUUGUGGUUUCACAAAUCGGAGAGCUCAGUUAUAGUCUGUUUUUCAAUAACAGUAAUCAAUGCAGUUCUUGGAUUACGGCGACUAAAUUUCGUCUGACAGCAGCUAGAGAUGGCAAGUGACAUAAAACAACGUAAAGCAGCCGAGGCUGAGGAUCACAUUCGUCAGGCAGAGAAAUGCAUGAAAACAUCUUUCUUUAAGUGGAGACCGGAUUUGGAUGGGGCUGCAUCAGAAUACAACAAAGCAGCGACAUGCUACAGAAAUGCCAAAUGUUUGAAGGAGGCUAAAGAUGCUUGUAUCAAAGCAGCAGAAGUGCAGCUCCAAAUGAAUGCACCAUUCCAUGCAGCGAAGUCAUAUGAGCAAGCUGGACUUAUUUGUAAAGAGAAUAACAUGAUAGAAGACGCCAUUAAUUUGAUGGAAUAUGCUGCCAAACUAUUUCAGGAGGAUGGAUCGUCAGAUACGGCAGCCAUUGUACUGGACAGAGCUGGAAAAAUAGUGGAAAUAUCUCAUCCUAACAAGUCUGCCCAGCUGUUCCAGAAAGCUUGUGAUGUAUCAGAGGUAGGAAAAGUCCUACUGUAUAAACUUUUAUUGAUGAUAUACUGUCAGCCAAUAUUUAUUAUAGACUUGUUUCCUACCUUAAGGUAGCAUUUUAGCUGACAUCAAUUAAGAAAAAUAUCUUCAGUUCAUGACGAAUGUAUCUGACUUUUUCUGAUGGCAAUUGACCAUUCCAUAUUCAUAUUCACUUUAAUCAGCCAUGUACUCCCCCCAGAUAUAUUUUUCUCACAUACUCCACAGGGUAAUGUACAGGUAAAAACAGCCAUCACAUGCUCUAAGACGAUACUCACAAUAACGUAACAUCAUCAUUUUACACUGAGUAACCAAGUCAUAAAUGAUGACGUCAUCAAUUUUAAUGCACAUUCCAAGAAGCUUUGAAGAUUAGAUGGCGUGAUGAAAAACUUUCAUAAAAACUUACAUUUGCCUGCAUGUAUGCUAGAAAAUAAUCAACAUGAGUCUAUACUGCGAAAAAGGAUAUCUCAACCCUUGUGUAACAGUUUGGCUGGCCAGCACUCUCUGGUUGAGAUAUCCCUGUCCAUAGAACACCCAUGUUAUAUUUGAAUUAGUCCUUUAUUAGUGUGUGACAGCAUAUGAGGGCUAACAGGAUGGGAGAAAUAGAUUUUUUUUUUCAGGAGUGAAAUAGGAAUUCCAAUCCACAGGUUUAGAUCUAAGCUAUCUGAUAAUAGAACCCUACCAAAUACCUCAUGUUUGGCAACUUU